Molecule: messenger RNA, 450 nt
Organism: Lolium perenne
Lineage: Eukaryota; Viridiplantae; Streptophyta; Magnoliopsida; Poales; Poaceae
Source: RefSeq, a predicted model, not a curated record
AUGGACGGCUUUGAGCAAGCAUAUGUAGCAAUAUUCAAUCCUGAUGGCUACCUGGCCAGUGACCCGAUCAGCGCUGGCUUCCCGAUCAGUGCAGUACGGCUGACAGAGACGAGGUGCUUCGAGUUCAUCCUCCGCAUCGACGAGGAACCCCUCAGCAUCAAGCGGCUACCUGACAAGUUCGCCGAGUUCGUCGACGCUGCCGAGCCGGCCGAGUUGCAGCUGCGGGAUGCCAGAUGCGGCUUUUGCUGGUGGCUUGUGGAGGUCUUGUUCGACGGGAAGGGCAAGAUGUAUCUGCACAUCGGAAGGGACCGCGCCCACAACCUCGAGGCCGGUUGCCUGCUCACCUUCCUCUACAAAAACAACAACGAGAUGAUCAUUAAGGUGUUCGAUAAAACAUCCUGCUGCAGGCACUACCACACGGACGAUUCUGACGAGGACACCGACAACUAG